Tauraco erythrolophus (red-crested turaco) is the source of this 727-nucleotide messenger RNA. The record is from RefSeq and is a predicted model, not a curated record. NCBI's taxonomy places the organism in Eukaryota, Metazoa, Chordata, Aves, Musophagiformes, Musophagidae.
AUGGCUCAAAGGGAUUAUAUGCCUGCUAUAUCACAGAUGGAGCAUAAAAAUCAAUACUUGAAUGCCUUUUCAAAUGCUUAUUCCAAACUUCUGUCCCCUACGAAAUCCAGACAGACAUCCCCCGAACGGCCAUGUGAAUGGCUACUGCACGUGCUGUGGCUGUGUGACCUGCUCUGUAAAGACAGGUGUGGAACAUGUUCUCACAGAUGUUUAAAGGCCAUGAGCAAAGUUACUGUUGACAAUAGGACUUUAUACCCGAAUCGUAUGAGAGGACAAGAGUUUCAAGCAUCUGGACUGCCCAAGUACAUCAAGAUUGUAGAAGUUGGGCCAAGAGAUGGAUUACAAAAUGAAAAGGUGAUAGUCCCAACUGAUAUCAAAAUUGAGUUAAUCAACCGGCUUUCCAGAACAGGCCUGCCUGCAAUAGAAGUAACCAGCUUUGUUUCAUCCAAAUGGGUGCCUCAGAUGGCAGAUCACAAAGAAGUAAUGAGGGGCAUUGAGCGGCAUCCUGGAGUCCAGUAUCCUGUUCUCACGCCUAAUCUUCAAGGUUUUCAUUCUGCUAUUGCAGCAGGGGCUACAGAAGUCUCAGUAUUUGGUGCAGCGUCUGAAUCCUUCAGCAAAAUGAAUAUUAAUUGUUCAAUUGAAGAAAGCAUAGAAAAAUUUGAAGAAGUUGCUAAAUCUGCAAGGAAUAUGAAUAUUCCAGUGCGUGGGUAAAUAUAAAGAUUCUUAA